GGUGAUCAUCUGGUUUCAAGCACUGAAUUCAUGAUCAGGAGUCCUGGGCUGAACUCCAAACUUGACUGCAGAUGGGUAAGUUGCUGUGCCUCAGCUUUUUCUGCCUUUAAAAUGAGGGCAACACCAAUGUCAGCAAAGUGUUGUGGAGCUCAUGUAUUCAGGCACACCACAGUGUUUCCUUGGUGGAUGAAGGAGGAGGAAAACACUAUUUGCAAGAAGAAAGGUGAAGUAAUAAUCUGUAAUUAUUUUGUAUUUUAUGCUAGUUUAUUUCCUAGAAGUUGCUGCAGGCUGAAAUCAGGGUUGCACCCUACAUUUAAAAUAAAAUAUUGGGGAAAUGCCUUUCAGUUUUAACGCUGUAACUGAUAAAAGCCAAAAAGGGAAAGAUUAUUUCUAUCUGAAGGUAAAUUGUUGAAGCCAAUCUGCUGAGAGAAUGCAGACUGACAUUGUAUGCAUGCAAUAUAAUCUUUUUUGUUUGUUUGUUUGUUUUUGUUUUUGGUUUGGGUUUUUUGGGGGUUUUUUUUGGUUUUUUUUUUUUGGUGCUCAGUCUGCACAGAAACACUCUGGAAGUUGGUAAGAAAACCCUUCAUUAGAAACUGGAUUCUUGUGUGAAGCCCAGUCCCCUAUCAGUGUGACUGCUCUCAUCAUCAGGGUCCCUUUAGCAAUGCUACAGACCAGGUACCAUAAGUGAAAGUGGGAGAAGGAACAGCUCAAAUUAAGGUGUGGGAAGGAGCAGCACCCUAAAGAGAGACCCAUUUCUGCUCUAUACUUACAGCUGUCCUGUAGUCCUUUCCUGAUCUUGUUGAUGAACAGAGUGAGUACUGGCAUACAUAAUACUUGUUACAGAAAUCUCAAGAACUACUGUUCAAACUGAGCUGAAAUGGAAGAAAUUCCAAAAGGAAUGAACCUGUUCAGAGACAGAAGCUCUUCAGAACAGCACUAAGCAACCCACUUCUUCACUCCCUUAUGCUUCAGGGAAAGGGUGGGAGGGGCAGUGGGGCAGCAUGAGGACAGCAGAUUUUGGAACAGCAGCUGUAAUUUUAUGAAACUUUUCUACAUCUAUAUCCAUAUAACAAGAAUAGGUACUUGCCAGAACUUGUCAUAUAUGGAUGAUUUUUAAAGGACGUGCUUUUCCAGAUUUGAAUGUUGCAAGCUGUUAAGGCAUCUUCAUUCUCUGGUUUUGACAUUUUUAGCAGUGGUAGAGGUAGCCUUUGCCUAUAAAGGUAUGACAACAGGGUGUUUGUAAAACCUACUUUCACAGUCUCCAAAGGGUUAAUUUGCAAAAAGCCAAAGAGCUGUUGUUCACCAGGUGGGUAUUCUUUUCUUUCCAGUAGAUCUUUGUUUUCAGCUACUGGCAAAAAAAGCAAUACCUAAAAUGAAAACUCUGUACUGUUAUUUUAUCUCAAAACAGUUUGGCUUUUAUAAAAAAUUCACUGUAAUUGGAGAUGCAGUAGGUAGGUGAUUUGGAGUUAGCGAGCUAUAUGUUGCCAAGUACCAAAACCAGUAAAGCUUUUCUUAUUAUUUACUAGAAGCAGGAUUUCUCUCUUGGUGAUCUUGAUUCUGUAGGCAAAUUCUGAUGAUCUCAGUUCCUCAAGAAACUUAACUUUUCUGGUCUGCCUGAAAGCAUUUUCAGGAUGGAAAAAUCCUAAAGAGAAUUGAAGAGCUGGCCUUUAUAAUGAAGAAAUGCUCACUUUUUACCUAGCCAGCUGUAGUAGGCUACUGCACUCGCUUGAUGUCUGCUUUCAUUAGCAUUACUGAAACUUGGCAAUAUUCAUUUUUCAGCAGUGCACUUAACAUGCCGAGAUGGCCUAGAACUCUGAAUUUGGCUUUGCAGUUCAAAUGUCCCCAUUGUUGGGAAGUGUUGUUAUGCAAGCAUGAGACUGAAUUUAGUUAGCCAUGAUGUUAAAUCUUGACUGGGGCUUUCCCAGGGGCAUGGUGAGUGUUGCUGUGCAGGCCUCUUGAAACAGCACAGUAGUGAGAUCUAUUGAGCACAGAGAGAGAAACACGUAGGCAGGGACGUGAGGGCCGGGUUAAGUUUGUGUGCUGCAGUGGGCUGUGCUAAGAAAGAAUGUGUGGGAUGAUGGAUGUGAGUGAGUUCUGCACUGGCCUUCCAGAUACUAUAUUUGCUUUUUAUUCUUGCUGUAUUAAAACCUGCUUAACCCAAGUCUAAUGAUCAAAUUCGUUCUGAGAAUUUAAUUUUUUCCUUCCUUUUUCCUUUCAUUUGAUGCUGCUUCCUCUCUUCUUCCUACCUUCUUGACUCUGCCUGAUCAGGCCCUUGCUCCUCCCCGUCCUCCUCUUCCCAAAGAGGAAAGCUUUGCAUGGCGUCCUCGCACUGACACUAAAGUAACCAACCUGUUGCCAGUGCCCAUCAUGGACUGUGUGUACCUGAAUGCACCCAAGCCUUACACACAGCGUGCAUCACCAAACACCAGUGCACGCUGUUAUUUGUCAUCACCUACCCCCUAUGGGGCUGUCCCCAGUGGGAAGCAAGGCUUGCCAGCAGGGCGUUCUCCCUCUUCAGGCCCCAAAGAUGAGAUGCAUGCUGGGCAGCCACUCUUGGAAAGCCACUCCUCAUCGGGUGCAUCAUCCAUACAACGCAACCCUGUCAGGGCAGAUCCCAGUAGUAAGGCUGGAAUGAAUUCCAGUCAUGAGACGAAGGCGGAUAAAAAGGUCAGCAAACUAUAUGUAGCUUGUUUAUCUAACAGCACUUGCUCAGGCGCAUCUCAAAAUUCCACUGGCACCACACAUGACCCAGCAGCCAGCACCAGUUUGGGCGCUGAGCUCACUCAGGCACCAGCCACCAACAUUGUUCCCUCUGUAACAGACACUGAAAAGUCUCUUCCUGCUGCUCCUCCUCCUCCUAUUCCUCCCAGGCCGUACUUUUACAUUGUUCUCAGCAAAGACGCAGUUAGUUAUGGUGCUGGCCAGCCCUCCCGGACUCAGUCAUCAGCUCCGCAAGCUGUGAGGGACAGAGUGCUAGAGCCCCAGAGCACAGCUGCCACAGAGGACAGGAUGAGAAAAGAGCCUUACCUUACUCAGCAGCGACAGCCACCAUACAAGGCAAUGGGACGCAGCAUGGAUGCCACUGCCACCACCUCAACUCAGCCUGGAGUUAUAGUAGUCCCCCUCCUUCAGGUUAAUCCAGACAGACAACAAGAAGGCAGCUCCAGCACUCCACCACCGCCUCUGGUUCCUUUCGGGCAAGGCUCCAUAUUCCCUGAGAUUGUUUCUCCUGGCUCACCCUUGACUUUUCCAACUCUAGACGAUUUCAUUCCCCCACAUCUCCAGAGGGGAUCCCACCAUAACCAAGCACCCUCCACAUCUGGCACAUUACCCUCUGUUUACCCGAAACUGCCAUUCUUCUCAUCACCACCUUCACUUGUCCCUCCAGUCACGGGGGCUUUGCACAGGGGCUUGAAGCCUGAAAUCACUGGAGUCAUCUCACAUACAGACCCAGGUCCUGUGCUAAAUGAAGUGCCCCAGCCUGGCACUGACUAUCCAGCAUCCAUCACCUCCAUCAGCAAGUCAGCCUCUGCCUAUCCUUCUACCACAAUCGUCAAUCCCACUAUUGUCCUGUUGCAGCACAAUCGAGAACAGCAAAAAAGGCUUAGUAGCCUGGCAGAUUCAGUGCCAGACAGAUUAGUUUCUGAUAAAGUUGAUUCAGCACUUCUACGGGACAAGCCGGCUCAGGAGACUGUGCCAAGUGAGAAGAGGGCAGUGGAGGAAAAGAGAAGCACUGCCAAGAGCCCUCACUACAUGGCUGAUACCUCUGUCGAUGACAUUGGAAUUCCACUGAGGAAUACAGACAGAUCGAAGGACUGGUACAAGACAAUGUUCAAACAGAUCCACAAGCUAAAUAGAGACAAUCCUGAAGAAAACCCUUAUUGCCCUACCUACACAUUUCCUGAACUUCCUGAAAUCCAGCAAAAACCUGAAGAAGACAAUCCUUAUUCUCCUACAUACCAGUUUCCUGCAUCUACUCCUAGUCCUAUCUCUGAAGAUGAAGAUUCUGAUUCAUUCUCUCCUCGUUAUUCCUAUUCUGAGGACAGCAGAACCCAAGUUCCCCGCUCCAAGAGUGAGAUGGACAAUAUUGAUUCAGAGAAGGUUGUGAAGAGGUCUGCCACUUUGCCACUGCCAAACCGUACUUCAUCGCUGAAAUCAAGCCCAGAAAGGACUGACUGGGAGCCUCCAGACAAGAAGGUCGACACCAGAAAAUACCGUGCAGAACCCAGGAGCAUUUAUGACUAUCAGCCAGGGAAGUCCUCUGUUCUGAACAACGAAAAGAUGACUCGGGAUAUAAGCCCAGAAGAGAUAGAUUUAAAGAAUGAACCUUGGUAUAAAUUCUUUUCGGAAUUGGAGUUUGGGAAACCGCCAUUUGUUCACAUGCCUCCAAAAAAGAUUUGGGAUUAUACUCCUGGAGAUUGCUCUAUCCUUACUAGAGAGGAUAGAAAGAGUGAUCUAGAAAAAGACCUCUACCUAUACCAGACUGAGUUAGAGGCAGAUUUAGAAAAAAUGGAGAAGCUUUAUAAAGCACCACAUAAAAAGCCACAGAAGAAUACAGCAGGUGUUACUCCUCUGGAAUCUUCCACAGACCAUUCUUCCUACUCCACUUAUUCACCCAACUACCAUGCAGUGAAGAAGGAGUCAGAGCUAGCUGCGGGAGACCCUGCUGCCUUGGAGAAUGAAAGGCAGAUUUACAAGAGUGUGCUGGAAGGUGGAGAUAUCCCGUUCCAGGGGCUGAGUGGUCUCAAGCGACCUUCGAGCUCUGCUUCCACAAAAGUGGAUCGUAAAGGUGGGAAUGCUCAUAUGACUGCACCCUCUUCAGUUAAUAGCCGAACCUUUAAUGCUAGUCAUACCGGUAUGUUAGGUCACGCAUGUAAACAUAAGAAGCCUUUAUCAGCUGCCAAAGCCUGCAUUACUGAAAUCCUCCCUUCUAAAUUCAAACCCAAAUUAGCAGCUCCAGCUGUUCUUGUGCAGGACAAGACGGGUAUCUUGCUGUCUCAUGAGAAAGCUCAAAGCUGCGAAAACCUUGGUAGCUCCACCGCCUUGUUUGAUAAUAAAAAGGCUUUCAUGGUAGAUAUAGGGGAAAGCAUAGAAAACAUCUUGAUGAAGUCCAAGCAAGAGUAUGCCAUUAAAUCUGGCAGUACCAUGAGCCUGCAGGAGUAUGGUACCAACUCUAGGAAAGGCUACCUGUUCGCUGCCUCCAGAAAGAGUGGGCUGGAGUUUACAACACUCUAUAAAGACAUGCACCAGAUCAACCGGUCCAGGAUCCAUUUGGACACAGUCUCCUCCUGCAGCGUGAAGGAUAUUGCAUCUCAGUUUGAGAAUGAAGCAAAGGACAGGAUGGAGCAGAGCCUUAGUCGAGAGGAUUCAGAGCAGAUCCCCAAAGACACCGUUUCCUCCCGUAUCAGUGCCUUUGAGCAGCUGAUCCAGAGAUCCCGAUCAAUGCCCUCACUUGACUUUUCCAUUGGGCAAAACAAACCCACCACUUCUCUUCAGUCUAAAACUUGUCUGAGUGCUGCAUACUCUGCAGAGAUUCUUCUGGAUUUGUCAAAAGCACACCUAGAAGAGAAGGAUGUUGCCAGCUUUGCAGAUAAAUCCUCCCGCUCCUGCAGCAAUGUGGAAGACACAGCUUCAGAUGUCAGUGAUGUCAUCCCUAUGGACACAGUCUCAGCUUGCACUGAUGAGAUAGAUCUUCUCUCAAAUGCCUCCAAUGACAGUGGCAGCAGCAGCAGCAACCUGAAUGGGCCUCAGAAGCAUAAAAUCAACAGAUGCAAAGGCACAUGCCCAGCUUCCUACACCAGGUUCACUACCAUCCGAAGACAUGAACAGCAGCAGUCCUCCAGGAACUCUGAUUCCAAAGGGGAUGUCUAUGGGGACAGGCAUAUGCUCCCCAGAAAUGUCUACCUAAUGAGCCCACUCCCAUUCCGAUUGAAAAAGCCCUUCCAACACAAAUCCUGCAGAACUCCACCCCCAGACUGCCUGGCAAGCCUGGCAGUGCCCAGCCCUGAGAACCCAGACGACCCCAUACAGCUGCAGGGGAGUGUAGGAAACAAGAGUCACCACUCCCAGUACCAGCCUUGCUCCAGAAGUGGGCCUCUUGCGCCCAGGCGCCUGUCCUCCUUUGACAUUGUGGAGAGGCUUAGCUACUUCCCCACCAUGGGAUCUAGCCGGGAUAGCUUCAUGGGCCGGGCUGACAUUCCUGACUCCUUAAACAAUGGGAACCCUGUUUCAUAUGCCCUCUACCACAGCCUGGACACAAACAACAACCCGCAGAGUGAACUUGGGACGUACCUAGGAGAUUCAGAAUCACCAAGGCAUUUUGCACCAGUUGACUACAUGGAAACUCCAGAGGAAAUUCUCCGCAGGCGACAUGAUGAUAAAGAGAAACUUUUAGAGGACCAGAGACGACUUAAACGUGAGCAAGAAGAAGCUGAUAUUGCCGCUAGAAGGCACACAGGGGUUAUUCCAACGCACCAUCAGUUUAUCACUAAUGAACGAUUUGGGGACCUCCUAAAUGUAGACGAUACAGCAAAGAGGAAAUCUGGGUCAGAGAUGAGACCUGCUAGAGCAAAGUUUGACUUUAAAGCACAGACACUAAAGGAACUUCCUCUGCAAAAAGGAGAUAUUGUUUACAUUUACAAGCAGAUUGACCAGAACUGGCUCGAAGGUGAACACCACGGCAGAGUUGGCAUCUUCCCACGAUCAUACAUAGAGUUCCUUCCACCAGCUGAGAAGGCUCAACCCAAAAAGCCAUUACCAUUGCAAGUAUUGGAAUAUGGAGAUGCUAUUGCUAAGUUCAACUUCAAUGGGGAUACCCAAGUGGAAAUGUCCUUCAGGAAGGGUGAAAGGAUCACGUUGAUUCGACGAGUGGAUGAGAACUGGUAUGAAGGAAGAAUCUCUGGCACCAGUCGCCAAGGCAUCUUCCCCGUCACUUAUGUGGAGGUGCUCAAGCGGCCAGUGGUCAAGAAUGCCAUUGACUAUCCUGACCCACCUGUGUCCCUCUCCCCCAGCCGCAGCAUGACAGCGUCACCACAGUCUCCCAGCUCUGAGCUGCUCCAUACUCCAACUCCUCCGCCUUUGCCUUUUGCGCGCCGCGCUUUGUCUCCAGAGGUGCAGGCGGUCACAUCCGAGUGGAUUGCUCUGACCGUGGGAGUGUCUCCCAGCACCACUCCUGCCAUAACUCCUCCAUUGCCUCCUCCGCCUGAAGCCUCCCUCUCUCACACUGACUAUCUCUCGCCUUCUGCUGCAGCCAGCCCUUCCCCCACAGUCAGCCUCCACCAUUCUCAUCUCUCUGGCUCCUCGACUCCCAGGUCCAUUAAAUCCCCAUUGCCCUCUUCCUCAUCCAGACCUCAAUCCUCUGCCCGCAGUUUCUACCAGGCCACUCCACAAAACGAAGAAAAGUUUGAUUCCCCUCCUCCCAGCGUGACUUACUCUAACUCCUCUCGCUGGGCAGUGGAGAGCCCCGAAAGCAUCCUCGCAGAGCAGCGUGACACCACUGCCAGCCAAGCCUGGCUCCAAAAGACAGGAGAGGGCAGCAGCCACCCUGAGCAGAGUGCUCAUGCUGUCCCCAAGAUCUCUGUUGAGCGCUGCCUGAAACCAUCCCAACUAGACAUGCGUGCGAGCCCAGAAAGGAGACCUGUGGGUUCCUCUGAGGACAACCAGUUGUGUCAGGAGCUAAUGGCUAUUGUUCAGGGAGGUAAAACAGAGAAAAGAGACAUGAGGAAAGGUGAUACAGGAAAGUUUCAAAGCGGGGAAAAGAAGACUGCAGACUCAAAAGUAUUCUCUUCAUCUGCUCCUCUCUCUUCCUCUACCCUCUCUUCCUCUACUGUCACAACACAGCCACCUCCCAGACUUACACGCAGAGUCAAUAAGCCACAGCCUUCCCACCAUUCAUUGAGAGCUGGACCAGAUCUCACAGAGUCUGAAAAGAGCUAUGUGGAAGCUAUUUGCAAUGAAAUCAUAAACAUUGCAGAAAAGUCUGUUCAUUACUGCAGUACUAUUUCUCAGCCUCUUGACUCUCGCCACAAGGUGAUCUCUAAUGACCAUAAAUCAUCUCUCAUCAUUUCUCAGCAACCUCAAGCACAGCAGCAAGGAGCCAGCCCUGAGCGAAGUCAAACACCACGAGACAUAGUUAGCUACCAAGCCCUCUACAGCUACACUCCUCAGAAUGAUGAUGAGCUGGAACUGAGGGACGGUGACAUUGUCGAUGUCAUGGAGAAAUGUGAUGAUGGCUGGUUUGUGGGUACAUCCAGGAGAACAAGGCAAUUUGGCACCUUCCCAGGCAAUUAUGUGAAGCUUCUGUACCUGUAAAAUGACAUCAUGACAAUGUCAUCCCAUCGUGACAAGGAUGGUGGGAUUCCUUUCCAGAUGGUGUUUUUAAGCAGUGAAGAAACAGACAAUUUAUGAAUGUAAUAGACACGAGAUGAGAAGUGUUAGGAGGAUGUGGUUAUGUGGUACACUAUUGAGUUGAAUGUGUAGCCCUGUUUCCAUGGAGUCAGGGUGUGAUUUGUUUGCUGAAGAAGAGACAGAUUCUAGUUUACAGUGCUGCCUUUGUGUAUUCCUCUCCCUUCCCCAGUAAGAGUUUUGAUGAUAAUUUUAAUUUGUACGGAGUACUUACCUCUGAGAAGGCUUCAGGGAAGCACAUGGUAUAGGUUUUGUUUGUGUGUUGAGAUAGGGUAGUGCUUUGGGGCAGUACUCAACCCUGCAGCUGCUCACAGUCAUUGGCACAGGAAUUGAGGAACAGGAGUUCAAGAAACAGGCUUGCUGCCCAGUUUCUGCCUUGCUGAAGACUCUUUUCUCUGCCUUCCAUUUCCAUAAAAAACCUUUCCUUCAUGUCAUGCAUCUUAAGACCAGCAAAGGCAGAGAACAGCUGAUACAAUUGAAUUGCAGAGCUCAGUGUGGAAAAGGAGUUUGGGAAUAGUGGUUUAAUCCAGAGGUCAGCCAAAGCAUAAUGCAAAUGCACAAAAAUCCCAAACCCUUUAAUAACAUACUACUGAUCUCUGCAGGGUUUUUUCUUUUGUGCAGGGUGUGUGUGUGUGAAUGUAUUGUGUGCAAAAUUAACUGAGUCCUGUUUUUUAAAGAGAAAUCAGCCUAGCUUUGACAUUUAUCUGCACAAAGAAUAGAACCAAUAAACAGAACAUCCAUGAGGGCAAAUCCUAUUUAUGAGUCCUAUGGCUGUUCACUUUCUUUGCUCCUCUUGCCCUGUCACUGGCCCUAAAGGAUCACACACCUUUUCCAGUAUAUGCUUCAGGAUGAAAUGCUGGGACUUCUUUCCAAGCAUUGCAUCUUGGUUACAGUGUUGAUGGUAGGUCAAAUAAAUACAUGCGUUUUGGCUGCCUCUUAGUCAUACAAAAAAGUCUAAUCAAUUUGGAAAGCUGUUCCCAGCAGUUAUUACCAGUUACAUAGAUUUGUAUUUCCUUGAGGGAAAAAAAACACCCCAUGGCUUGGCUGUAUGUUUGCCUGUAAAUCCACUAUGAAUACUCUUUUGAUAGACUUUUUGUUAUUAAGAAAAAGCAUAAACAAAACCAGUUCUAUCAGACUCUGCUUCCUACAAUUGCCGUACAAAUAGCAAAGGGUAGAUUGCUAUUUUGUCAUAAGCCGUAUUUAAUAAUAUAAAAUGCCUAUUUUUAUGCUGAUGCUUUUAUACAGAUUUAUUAAGAGUAAACUACAACUAACUGUUAGCACGACUUGCAAUGUUUUGAUAAACUAGCCAUGCUCCUGGGUUUGAAAUCAAGUAGGCUUGUCUUCCGUCUCAGUCGGCGGAAGAGAAGACUCUGUGUCUCAGAAGUUUGACUGUAAAUAUGUAUAUUUAACUUUGUACAGACAAUGUACUUACCUUGUAUAGAGAAAUAAUUUAAACACAUUGAGAGAAGGGAGGGGAAAAAAGGCAGUUGUGAAAGGUUGGGAUUUUUUUCCACUUUAAUUUAAGUGAUGGAAUUCCAUGUAUGUUCACAUAAAGAGUUUUAGCACAAAAUAUUUGUUAUGAAAGGGUUUCAGAUAUGACACGAAGUACCACUGUUUAUUUUCUGCAGGAGGUAUCUUUAAUCCUGCAUCUUAUUUAUGGGUUAGUUGUUCUGCUUUGGGUUUGCCCUCCAGUUAUUUGCAACAAUGUUUAGGCCUGUUGGUAAGAUUGGAUAACACCAAAUAAAUCUAUCCAGCAAAGUAACAUGUUGAUAUUGAUUGUAUAUAACAUACUCAUUUAAAAGUUAAUUUUCUGUUCUUGCUCUUGCCAGUUUAAGUUAAGCACAAACACACACACACAUCACACAUAUCCACACAAACUGCAACUUCUUUUCGUGUUGAUUUUUUGUUUCUUAUUGCAGUGGAUUACUAUUUGACAAUUAAUAAAUGGAAUUAUUGAAUUAC
This is a messenger RNA of Taeniopygia guttata (zebra finch), 10365 nucleotides long. RefSeq names its product sorbin and SH3 domain containing 1 (gene SORBS1). The record is from RefSeq and is a predicted model, not a curated record. Gene Ontology annotation, cellular component: nucleus; cell-substrate junction; cytoplasm. NCBI's taxonomy places the organism in Eukaryota, Metazoa, Chordata, Aves, Passeriformes, Estrildidae. Gene Ontology annotation, molecular function: protein binding. Gene Ontology annotation, biological process: cell-substrate adhesion.